Molecule: messenger RNA, 709 nt
Organism: Cephus cinctus (wheat stem sawfly)
Lineage: Eukaryota; Metazoa; Arthropoda; Insecta; Hymenoptera; Cephidae
Gene: RpL18A
Product: 60S ribosomal protein L18a
Exons: 3
Coding region: 98-628 (176 amino acids)
Biological process (GO): translation
Cellular component (GO): ribosome; cytosolic large ribosomal subunit
Molecular function (GO): structural constituent of ribosome
Source: RefSeq, a predicted model, not a curated record
CGGGUGCGAUGUUAAUAGCGGAAAUCACCAGUUCGGAUAGCUAGUAUGGUGCCAAGCUCCUUUUCCGGUUUGUCUUUUACACCGAUCGUAUUCCACGAUGAAAGCGAAGGGAGAGUUGAAAGAAUUCGAGGUGAUUGGGCGCAAGCUCCCAGUCAAUGAAAAAACAACUCCUCUUUAUAAAAUGAGGAUAUUUGCUCCGGAUGCGAUUGUAGCAAAAUCCAGAUUCUGGUACUUCCUACGUCAACUUAAGAAGUUCAAGAAAUCUACAGGAGAAAUAGUUUCCUUGAAACAAAUUACAGAAAAAAAUCCUGCCAAAAUAAAGAAUUUUGGGAUUUGGCUUCGAUACGAUUCGCGUUCUGGGACUCACAACAUGUACAGGGAAUACAGAGACCUUUCUGUCAGUGGUGCUGUAACACAAUGUUACAGAGACAUGGGAGCACGUCACCGAGCACGUGCUCAUUCCAUCCAGAUCAUAAAAGUGGAAAUUGUAAAGGCUGCUAACUGUCGUAGGCCUCAAAUUAAACAAUUUCAUGAUUCAAAGAUUAGGUUUCCCCUACCUAAACGAAUCCAACAUAAAACUCGUAUGCCACUCUUCAGUGUACGCAAGCCACGUACCUAUUUCCUUUAAGCAUUUCCAUUUUCAUCAUGAUGUACAAUUGCCAUUGAUGGCUCCACACAUAUUGAAGGAAAUAAAAUUGCGUAUACAAUA